AUGCCUACCAGAAAUACUUUCACCUGGAACUCAAUUGUGAGCACGUUAUUGAAGUUGGGUUUCCUUGAUGAGGCUGUGCGGUUAUUUGAGGCUAUUCCUCAGCCAGAUCAGUGCUCAUGGAAUAUAAUGGUUGCUGGUUUUGCACAACAUGAUGAGCUCCAACAAGCUCUGGGUUAUUUUGCUGGGAUGCAUAAGGAAACUUUCGUGGAUAAUGAAUAUUCUUUCGGCAGUGGUCUAAGUGCUUUUGCAGGUCUGAAGGACCUUAAAAUGGGUACCCAACUUCAUGCUUUGGUCUUCAAAUGUCACUACUAUGUUCAUGUAUGUAUGGGUUCCGCUCUGGUUGAUAUGUAUUCUAAAUGUGGUGUUGUGGAUUGUGCUCUGAAGGUUUUUGAUGCGAUGAAGGAAAGAAACAUUGUUUCUUGGAAUAGCUUGAUCACUUGUUAUGAACAAAAUGGUCCAGCAAGGAAAGCUUUAGAUGUGCUUGUUAGAAUGAUGGAGAGUUCCUUCAAACCAGAUGAAGUUACUCUGGCUAGUGUGGUUAGUGCGUGUGCAACCUUGGAGGCAUUGAAGCAUGGUAUGGAGAUACACACUCAUGUAGUGAAAUCUUAUAAAUUGCGAGGUGACCUUAUUCUAGGAAAUGCAUUGGUGGAUAUGUAUGCAAAAUGUGGUAAGAUUAGUGAAGCUAGACGUGUUUUUGAUAGGAUCCCUGUGAGGAAUGUGGUGUCUGAAACAUCUAUGUUGAGUGGUUAUGCUAAAGUUGCAAGUUUUAAAUAUGCAAAACUGAUAUUCACAAAGAUGAUGGAAAGGAAUGUGGUGUCCUGGAAUGCUCUGAUUGCAGGCUAUACUCAGAAUGAUGAGAAUGAGGAGGCUCUCAAACUCUUUUGUAUGCUGAAACGGGAAUCUAUUUUCCCAACUCACUACACCUUUGGUAAUUUACUGAAUGCUUGUGCCAAUCUCGCUGAUCUGCAGGUUGGCCGGCAGGCCCAUGCUCAUGCUUUGAAGCAUGGAUUUGGGUUUCAAUUUAAUGAAGAUCAAGAUACUUUUGUCAGGAACUCACUCAUAGACAUGUACAUGAAAUGUGCAUCGGUUGAAGAAGGUCGUCAGGUUUUCAGAAGCAUGGUUGAAAAGGAUGUUGUAUCGUGGAAUGCUAUGAUUGUAGGGUGUGCACAGAAUGGGAAUGGGCUAGAGGCUCUUGCUUUAUUUAAAGAAAUGCUUGUGUUUGAAGAGAAACCAGAUCAUGUCACUAUGAUCGGUGUCUUGUGUGCUUGCAGUCAUGCAGGACUUGUUGAGGAAGGACGUCGCUAA
Linum trigynum is the source of this 1305-nucleotide messenger RNA. The record is from the annotation of a GenBank genome assembly. NCBI's taxonomy places the organism in Eukaryota, Viridiplantae, Streptophyta, Magnoliopsida, Malpighiales, Linaceae.